AUGUCUUUCACCUUGAGCUACCAGCAGAUGAGGCUGGUCAAGGCUACGAUCCCAACACUGAGGGAGAAGGGAGAGACCAUCACGUCAAUCUUUUAUAAGGAAAUGCUAAAAAACCACCCCGAGCUCAACAACUACUUCAACUCAGUAAAUCAGGCCAACCAUAGACAACCCCGAGCCCUAACAUCAAUCAUUCUUGCGUUUGCGAGCGCCAUCAACUACGACAUGAGUGAACUGAUUCCCAAACUUGAGCGCAUGUGCAACAAGCACUGCUCCCUCGGUAUCAAACCAGAGCAUUACGAGGUCGUGGCCGUGUAUCUCAUUCGGGCAUUCAAGGUGGUCCUCGGGCCAGCAAUGACCCCCGACACAGAGGUGGCAUGGAACAAAGCAUAUUGGAUCCUGGCCAAGAUGCUGAUCGGGCGGGAGAAGCAGAUAUACACAGCCUUCGGGAGCUGGAAAGGAUGGAAACCAUUCAGGAUUGAGCGCAAGGAGUCCGAGACCGACGACAUCAUCUCGUUCUACCUCACACCCCAGGACAAGAAACCCCCUGCCCGGCUUCCUCCCUGGGCAAUACAUAUCUGUGCAAACGAGCCCACCACCGACGCACCGCACGAGAACUACUACCGCAUCACCGUCAAGAAGGAGUCCGGCCAUUCGGACUAUCCCGCAGGCGUCAUGACCAGCUUCCUCGUUGACUCCCUCAGCCCUGGUGACUUUGUGGACGUCACACACCCUGCGGGAGAGUUCUUCCUCGAUACCAACAACUAUUCCAGCGUCCCCAUAGUGCUGAUCAGCGCGGGUGUAGGUGUGGCACCGAUGGUGAGCAUGCUAAACACCGUGAUGGACCUGCAGCCGAUGCGCGAGGUCAGCUGGGUUCACGGGGCGCGGCGUAUGAUCCCGUUCUACAACCACAUCAGGGCCGCAAAGAAGAAGAUGCCGAACCUGAGGACCAACAUCUUCAAGACGCACCUGGCCGAGCAGGACCUGGCCGGCGUGACAUACGACUACGACUACCGCGUCGACCUCGCAAAGGUCGGUCGCGAAGACUUGUUCCUGCACCACGGGGGCACCGAGUACUUCAUAUGUGGGCCUGAGCAGUUCAUGAUCGAGAUGGCAGACUACCUCAAGAUGCAAGGGGUCGGCAUACAACGGGUCAAGUUCGAGCUAUUCAGCACUGGCGAUAUGGUUGAGAUCAAGUGA
Molecule: messenger RNA, 1197 nt
Organism: Diaporthe citri
Lineage: Eukaryota; Fungi; Ascomycota; Sordariomycetes; Diaporthales; Diaporthaceae
Exons: 2
Coding region: 1-1197 (398 amino acids)
Biological process (GO): nitric oxide catabolic process; cellular response to nitrosative stress
Cellular component (GO): intracellular anatomical structure
Molecular function (GO): heme binding; FAD binding; nitric oxide dioxygenase [NAD(P)H] activity
Source: RefSeq, a predicted model, not a curated record